Messenger RNA from Sitodiplosis mosellana (orange wheat blossom midge), 2303 nucleotides. RefSeq names its product nose resistant to fluoxetine protein 6-like. The transcript has 10 exons. Gene Ontology annotation, molecular function: acyltransferase activity, transferring groups other than amino-acyl groups. The record is from RefSeq and is a predicted model, not a curated record. NCBI's taxonomy places the organism in Eukaryota, Metazoa, Arthropoda, Insecta, Diptera, Cecidomyiidae. Bases 32 to 2008 code for a protein of 658 amino acids.
GAUUAUCGAAUAAGCAUUCAAAACGAUCAUAAUGGUUACAGUUGAAUUGAUGUUUCUAUUUACGUUGUUUGUGAUUUGUCAGCGGCGACUAGAAUGUAAAAGUGAACAAGGGAUCGAUUGGUCUCUUUACCAAAGAGUUCAUACUCUUCAAAUUGGAUUAAUCCAGAAUGAAAACUUGGAUAAAUACAUGCGUAUUGGAGCGUAUUGGAACAACGACAACACAGCAUUCAUCGAUGAUCAAACUAAAGUCAAACGAUCGUAUAACACUGAACAAUGCAUUAAAGAUUUGAGAACGAUUCAGGAAGUGUCCAAUGAUGGAACAACCAAUUGGGCGAAUGAAAUGUUGGGCGCAUGGGGCAAGCUCUCAUCUGUAGGAAUUGAUAUAGAUUUUGGAAACUUUGAUCGAUGUCAAAAUUUAAAAGUGCCGAAUUCAAUAAACAUUGAAACUCAAUACUGUUUGGCCAAUAUUGCUGCAGGUUAUUUUAGUAUGAGAAAAAUUUCACCCGCUUGGCCGAGAGUGGGCAUUUGUAUUCCGAAUUCUUGUGCACCAUCACUUAUCUCCACUAUAUUAAAUGAUUAUUUGGAUUCAAAUUCUCUCCGAAUAAGUAUUGCCUCAAACAACUGUCGCUUAAAAAAUGACAACACUACUCUUUUUUUCAGCUACAAAAUUUUUAUUGCAUUUCUAACAACGAUACUUGGCUUAGUCAUUUUGAGUUCGCUUUAUGAUGUUACGUACACUUUACUAGAAGCACGGAAAAAUCCAGUGUUGUUGGCCUUUUCAGCGUACACAAACGGGAAAAAUCUACUCGAAUGCAAAUCAAAUCAAUUGCCCAACGUUAUGCCAUGUUUAGAUGGGAUACGUGCAAUCGCUGCAUUUUGGAUACUAUCAACGCAUUUCAAUCUGUACACCACUAGUAUAAUUGAAAAUGGAGAGCACGAUGCAUGUGUUGCUGACAAGAUGAGAGACAUUUUUUCUAGUGGCCGUUUUAGUGUGGAUACAUUUUUCGUCUUGAGUGCACUUCUCGCAGCUAAUAAAAUGCUCAACGAGCAUUCAAAAAAUGGUCGACUGAACAUUCCCCUUUUAUACUUACAACGCGUUGUCCGCUUGUCUCCGAUGAUGAUGGUGAUCGCACUUUUCAACCGAUUUUUAGUACAAUUCUGCGCAAAUGGGCCAGCAUAUAGUUCGCUUCUCGAUGAUACCAGAUGGCUUUGUGAAAAUGCAAUGUGGGACUCAAUAUUGUUUUUCGCCAAUUUUCGUAAUAUUCAGUGUGUUCCAGGAUCCUGGUAUCUGGCUGCGGAUAUGCAUAUGUAUAUCUUGACACCAUUUUUGGUGCUGCUAUUGCAACGUUAUCCAAGAAGAUUCAUGGGUUUUUCUUUUGUGAUCGUUUCGAUUGAUUUUAUUUUGUCAUUGGAUAAGGAUCUUUUUGGUUUGGAAGGAUACAACAGCUAUGUUCCAACACGAUCUCGCAUCACACCAUGGUUGAUUGGAGUUAAUUUUGCUUAUAUUUUGUUGCAAAAUCGUUCAAGAAAACCUAUCCGUAUACCAAAGUUUUUGAAUGCUAUUCUAUUGGCUGGAUCAGUGAGUGUAUUCCUUUGGUUUACAUAUACGUUUAGAGACGACGACUUCAUGUGGAGGGCAAGAGCUUGGUGGUCAAUAUCUCUUUGUUUUAUCAUAUUUUCAUGCGUAAAUGGUCAAGGCGGCAUCAUCAAUUGGUUUUUAUCGCAUCCACGUUGGCAACCGAUAUCACGGUUAAGCUUCAAUAUAUUUCUGGUUCAUCAAACGGUUAUCUGGGUUAUAUUAGCUAACCGGAAGGUGCCAUUGUAUUUUUCGGAUAUUACACAGGUGCAGGAACUGUUUUUGGUCGUAUCGACUGUUUGUGGCGUCGCUUUCGUACUAGCAUUGACAGUUGAAAUACCGACAAUGAACUUAAGUCGCAUUUAUUUAUACAAAAAUCGGAAUCUUAGAAAGAGCAACCAAAAUGUCCCGGAAGUAAUUACAUUUUCUUAAAUGUUGCGUUUCUUUAUUAUUUCUGAAAAAUAUUUAUGAAAUCAUGAUUUUAUUCAAAAUUGAAGUUAUAAGUAUUUUGCGUAACUUCUUCCACGUUUUUUUUUAAAUUUAUUCACAUUUAAUUUUGAUUAUUUCGUUUUGUUUUUAAAAUAAAACUACACAAAGUAUUCCAAAAAAUAGGUCAAAUCAUUCCCAAUUCGUCAACUUCGAGAAUCGUUAACCGUUGAAAUUUUUGCAGAAAAAUAUAUUAAAAAAUUAAAGUAAUUGAAUUUGUUAUAUAUGAACCGUUGCGACA